CGUCAAUUCCUGCCAUUUACAAACACAAAAAUACACCAUUACUCAAGAAAAAGACCGAUAGGCACCACAAGCACUUUAUGGUGAAGAAUCAGAAGUUCGGUGACUCUCAUCAGUUGGGUUGUGUACGGAGUUAAGGUGGAAAAAAAUGACGGGAAAGAAAAUUGAAGGUUUUGGUGAAGAACUAGAGAAAAUUGAGUAUAGCUCCUUUUUCGAAUGGCUUGUCAGCUUUGAAGAUCCAGUUAAUCUCUAUCGAGCUCAUCCAUCCUACUCUUACUGUCAAGCAAUUUUUCUCCUGGGAGCUGCUAUAAUAUCCCUUCAUUGCACAUGGAAAGGUGGAAGAUGGCCUUUUCUUUUUGCCGCUGCCAUCGGUCAGGGUCUUACAGUGGAAUUAGCAUCCUACUGGAUUCCACACAUUGAUAACUUUUGGCAAAGUUUAACUCCAGUCAUGUUCUUUGGUCACAGACUUCCACUCUACAUUAUCUUUCUCUAUCCCGUUUUCUAUUAUCACUCCUCGUGGGCAGUGUCCAAAUUGAAGCUACGAUGUGGUCUCGUUGAACACCUUGCCGUUGGAGUCUUGACGGUCCUAAUUGAUCUUCCAUACGACAUAAUUGGUGCAAAAUUCGUUCACUGGAUCUGGCACGAUACAGAUCCUAACAUUGCAGACAGACACUACUGGGUUCCUUGGAAUUCCUACUACUUCCACGCAUCUUUUGCUGCUUUUUGGUCGUUCAUUUUUCAUUCAUCUCGGAAAUUAUUCUCCGGAGGCAAAACUCCCUUAAAUAAAUGGGAGGCAGGUCCUAUCAAGGCAGAAAUUGCCUCUGUGAUUUUGGCAUCUCUUCUUGGAAUGCCUGGUGGGUGCCUCUUCUUCCUCAUCCUUUACCAUCCUUUCCACGAUGUCUUCGGUGUUCACUCGGAAGUAACCACCGUUACACUUCUUGUAACUUUCAUUGUGAUUAUAUGGAAGUUUGACAGGAAUUCUCUCAGGAGUGGCAUAGUGGAGAAAAUGAAGAUUCUCGAUUGGGCCCUGAUUGUGCAUUUAAUCCUACACUACCUUACUUUUCUGGGUACAGCAAUUUUCUUCAAUCCAGAAGAGCAAAUCAUCAUUGGGUUGCACGAGCCUAUUGGAGAUUGCAAAUCAACCGUUCCAGUUGAGACGCUCCUCAAGACACUGACAAAGAAACAAUUCCUCUGUGCAACUAAUUACGAUGAGAAAUAUUAUGACUUCCAUUGCCUGCCCGGAAAGAAGGUGCCUAAAGAUGGGAGUGUGUGGUAUACUGUAUGUGGAACUCCGUUCGAGAAUCGUGUUGAAUACAUCUUGGUACUCUCUUUGAUAGCAUUCGUUGCCUUUAUCGUGUUUUCUUCCAUUCACUUCGAUGGGAAGCAACAGGUGGCCACAGUCAAUACAUCGAUGAAAUCAUCUCGAGAUACGAAGAAGAAAACCAAAGUCCAGUAAUAAACGAAAUGUACUUACAUUUACUGGGCAUUAAAUAUAAAAAUGUACCCAGAAACA
Messenger RNA from Lutzomyia longipalpis, 1510 nucleotides. RefSeq lists its product as uncharacterized. The transcript is spliced from 5 exons. The record is from RefSeq and is a predicted model, not a curated record. Bases 146 to 1453 code for a protein of 435 amino acids. NCBI's taxonomy places the organism in Eukaryota, Metazoa, Arthropoda, Insecta, Diptera, Psychodidae.